ACGCCGUCGGCCGGACUACAUUUUCAUUCGCCCUCAUGUCACGGACACAGCUAGAUCGACAUUUUUCUGCUCUGUGGGAACCACCAGUGUGAUGGAAUAGUUGUGGCCUAACGGCUUCGCACCGCAAGGUGCCAGCACCUUCAAUCAUCAAAAUGGAGUUUUCAGGCUUUAACGCCUCUUUGCCCGCCCGCGCAUCGGCAAGACAAAACCUUGUGGACCAUUCUCAUCAGACCAGUACAUCGACUCAUUCAUUCAAAUCGGGAGCCCUCACUGCAAAGCAUGGACGCCAAUUGGGAUAUCGAUUCGGUUGUGGAGCUCUGCUGCUCCAAGCUCAUCCAAGAUGGUGGGCUUCACGCAUUUGAAGAUGCAGGCAACCUAGACUGGCUGGACGAGAAGGUGGACUUGUCCGCCUGGACCCAGCUGGACUUCCCGGAUGACCUGCCCCCAGUGAUGUUGGAGGCCAGCGACUUCCAGGCGGCUUUCCAACCUGAUCAGUCCAGCAACUGCGGCUUGGCCCCCAAGGCUGACGGUCAUUGGGAGAGCCCAGCCGCAUCCCCCUAUUCUCCCGACUUCCUGUCCCCUCCCGUUUCGCCUACUCACUCUCCCCCGACGCCCACUGCAGUCGUCCCAAACGUCGACAUCUUCAUCAACUUCGACAGCCACAACCUCCACAGUGGAGCGAGCAUUCCAAGCCGGACUGCGGGCACCAAUGCAGCUUCGGGCACAAGUUCACUCUCGCCUCCGCCAACUCCGUCACACUUGGAUGUCCCGCCUGCAUCAUCGGUGGUAGAAGUUCCGUAUGCUAUUGCAUCGGCUCCAGCUUCACCAUCGUACUUUGCAGCCUACUGCAGUCGGGCUGGGUCACCAGUUGAAAUUUCGGAGACUUUUGUUGAGCCGGCAGUGUCACCUGCUCAAUCAGUAGAUGAAAUACUUGACGACAUAAAAUCGGAGCCGACGUCACCAUCAUACCUCUCAGAGAGCCAGGUGGCAUCUCCAAUCGAGUGCAUUGUAUCUGUUGACCCUGUGAGCUCGCCACUUCCAAGCACAAGCACUUCAAGUUUCCCGGGCGCUGGCAACAUCGAUCUUGUUUCGCCAAUCGAGCCAAGCUCGCCAGCAAGUUGCCACUCCGUGCCAUUGCCUGGCCAAGACCAGUUUGCCAAAAGCUCUUCACCGUGUGGAAGCCCAGACCGUGAAGAUGAGGGGUGCGAUGACGACGAUCCUAUGGACGAUGACUUCACACCCGAGGUCAACAGGUCCGAUUCGGAGUCUGCGCUCGACUCGGUGUCGGGGAGUGAGGAGCCACCUCGCAAGAAAAAGCGAGCGGUCAAACGCCGGCCCCGGGCCAAGGCAGACGUGAGCAGCCGCAAGGAAAGGAAGCGUCUCCAGAACAAGGAUGCGGCAACACGCUACCGGCAAAAGAAGAAGAAAGAGUUUGGCAAGAUUGAAGAAGAGUUCGACAAGCUUGCGGCGACGAAUGCCAGCCUUCAGUCGGAGGCACAGCGUAUCACAAAUGAAAUUUCCUAUCUCAAAGGCCUGAUGCGAGAGCUUUUCAGAGCAAAAGGGCUGAUAAAGUAGGGUUGUGUAAAUCUGUACUUAAAUGGCACCUGAAGUGUGUUUAUUUACAAAGCUCACUGAAUUACGUUUGGCAUGAACACCAAAGUAAGAUGGCAGGUAGCACUGAAGGUCUCACAUAAUGUUGGUUUCUGCUAGUUGUAGCUGGCCGCUAGUGCACUUGCUAGCAGUGUUCAGUUGAGGCACACAACUGUUACGUCAAUGAUUAUCUUGCGAUUGAGAGAAGAUUGGCCAUGACAAGUGACAAAAGAAUUGUGUAGAAUGUGGCAGCUCUUGGAGAAAUAUGGCAAGGUCAAUAUCUGAUGCUAAUGCAAGUCUAUGGCUGCUUUUUGUGGCUGUUCACGUGUUGUAGUUGAUCAGGUAGGCUCGCACUGUACGAGCUCUUGUCACAACCUUCCAGAUGUGUUGUUUGUGGCUUUGACGUGGUAGAUGAAGUUGUACGUUUGUGUUUUGAAUGUUGGGCAACGUAUAACUUCUUUUUUACAUACACCACCCUGCAUAUUAUUUUGUGCAUUUCAUUCCCGUCUUUUUUUCUCAGGAUGUCUAUUUAUGUACCCACCCCGUGAUGACCAUGCUAUAUGCAUAAAUGAAAUAAAGGCAUGCACUUCAAUA
Dermacentor silvarum is the source of this 2184-nucleotide messenger RNA. Its product is annotated as DNA-directed RNA polymerase II subunit RPB1. The transcript has 3 exons. NCBI's taxonomy places the organism in Eukaryota, Metazoa, Arthropoda, Arachnida, Ixodida, Ixodidae. Gene Ontology annotation, biological process: regulation of transcription by RNA polymerase II. Gene Ontology annotation, molecular function: DNA-binding transcription activator activity, RNA polymerase II-specific; RNA polymerase II transcription regulatory region sequence-specific DNA binding. The coding region runs from base 280 to 1575 and encodes 431 amino acids. Gene Ontology annotation, cellular component: nucleus. The record is from RefSeq and is a predicted model, not a curated record.